Molecule: messenger RNA, 1485 nt
Organism: Talaromyces marneffei
Lineage: Eukaryota; Fungi; Ascomycota; Eurotiomycetes; Eurotiales; Trichocomaceae
Exons: 6
Coding region: 1-1485 (494 amino acids)
Biological process (GO): transmembrane transport
Molecular function (GO): transmembrane transporter activity
Source: RefSeq, a predicted model, not a curated record
AUGCGUGGAGAUAUCAUCCUCCUCCCACAGCCGACUGAUGAUAGCGCUGAUCCGCUGAACUGGAGUCAGCGCAAGAAGUAUUUGAUGCUGGGUAUCCUCAGCCUGGCGGCCUUCACUUCACAUUGCGCUGCGAUUGGGAAUCAACAGGGCAUCAGUGCACAGGCUGACCUUUAUCACAAAUCCCUAAAUGAUAUGGCUGAUACGGUCGCCACAGCCAUUGCCGGACUUCUCGCUGGACCUCUGAUCCUCAUGCCAUUGAUACAUAUCUUCGGUUGCUGCUCCAUACUGUUAUGGAGUAUGGUUGCAGCUACCUGCGGCAGUAUAUGGUCCGCUCUCAUGACCAAGCCAGAUCAAUAUAUUGCAUUCACACUCUCUCGUUUGUUUGUGGGUUUGUUUAGCGCCACUCCAACUAUUCUGGGCCCUCAGAUGCUGGUUGAGAUUUUCUUUCUUCACGAGCGAGGGACUGUUUUUAAUACCUUCCUGGUAUGGUCGACAUUUGGUACAGUCAUUGGGCCAACAUUGGGAGGCUUCAUUGUCUCACAUGCUCCUUGGCCCUGGCAGUUUUGGUGGACUGUAGCAUUGCAGGGAGUAGUUGUUCUUCUCGCAUUUCUAUUUCUAGAAGAGACUGGGUUCACCCGGGAAGACGGAAAGGUGUAUCCCCGCCGUCCUUCGGGUUUCAUCCAGAAUCGAGUGGCUACAUACUUUCCUGGCACCAGUGUAGCACAUGUUGGAGGUUUUAAAGCAGCACUUCAUUCAGCAUGGGCACAGAUUUUGAUCGGAGUCACCCCAGUGACCAUCCUAGUUGGGGUCUUUCUACUAGGGGUAUCUGGUUGGUUUGUGAGUUUCAACACUCUUCUAAGUGUGUUCUUGCAAGACCCGGUCGAGGUUGGGGGGUAUGGGUUCUCGGCCCAGCAGAAUGCAGCUUUCACCUUCACGAUGUGGAUCGGAGCCGCUGUCUCACUGAUCUGGGGCCAUUUCUUCAACGACCGUAUUCCAUUGUACUUUGUCGCCAAAUACUCCGGAACCUGGAAGCCAGAAUAUCGCCUUCACUCACUUUGGGUCCCUGCGUUUCUGAUACAGCCGAUUGGAUUGGGUAUAGUCGGCGCCACAUUGCAGUACCACUUGCAUUACAUGGUUCUUGCGGUCGGUACAUUUCUCGUCACAGCCUCAUCUGUUGCCAUCAGUCCUGUCGCUAUCAACUAUUUGGUCGAAUGUUUCAUGAAAUACCCAACCGAAUUGAAUUGCAUCUUGGGGAUAUAUCGUCUGGGUAUCGGCUUGGGGAUCCCGUUCUUCAUUGAUGCCUGGAGGGCACAGGUUGGUGUCGGAUGGAUUUUUGGCAUGAUGGCGGUCUUGUCUUUGGUGCUGUUCGUUUUAAUCGUCAUUCUCAUGCGCCAUGGACAUGCCAUUCGACAAAUGGGGUUUGCUGGAUUGCGUGGGGAUGAGGAGGGUGCUCAGAUAAUGAAGAAGGAGGAGACUGAGGAAUAG